AUGAUUUUCGGGGGGAACAAGAUUAAUGUGGUUACAUUUUCGGCGGCGAAAAAGACGAAGGUAUCAGUGACCCAUAGCAAAAGACCCUGGGAUGUUAUUGAAGACGAUAUUACUUUUGCGGAUGAAGACACGGAUGGACUGUUGCUACCACAUUUGGUAAUCUCUCUAAAUGUGUUAGAUUUUAAGAUUAAACAUGUUCUGGAGGAUCCAAGAAGUUCGGCCAAUAUUAUCCAAUGGAGAGUGUUGGAGAAAGACAAGCUCACUGGAAGUAUCAUUCCAGCCACAAAACUCCUCACCAGGUUCAAUCUAGCAAGCAUGACAACUCGGGAAGAGAUCUUGCUGCCCACGAAUGCUGAGGGGGUGAUGAAGAUGACCCUUUUCGAGGUAGUGGGCGGCGAUAUGAGUUAUAAUAUCAUUCUGGGGAGACCAUGGUUGCACGAAAUGAAGGUCGUGCCAUCAAUAUAUCAUCAGUUGCUAAAAUUUCCAACUCCUGAGGGAGUUAAACAAAUAAGAGGUGACCAACCGGCGACAAGGGAGAUGAAUUCAAUCUCAAUCUCUAGUAGGAAAGGGAAGGAGCAUGAGGCAUAG
Nicotiana tabacum (common tobacco) is the source of this 588-nucleotide messenger RNA. RefSeq lists its product as uncharacterized. NCBI's taxonomy places the organism in Eukaryota, Viridiplantae, Streptophyta, Magnoliopsida, Solanales, Solanaceae. The record is from RefSeq and is a predicted model, not a curated record.